This is a messenger RNA of Notothenia coriiceps (black rockcod), 611 nucleotides long. RefSeq names its product cytochrome c oxidase subunit 4 isoform 2, mitochondrial-like. The record is from RefSeq and is a predicted model, not a curated record. Gene Ontology annotation, cellular component: respiratory chain complex IV. Bases 162 to 611 code for a protein of 149 amino acids. The transcript is spliced from 6 exons. Gene Ontology annotation, biological process: mitochondrial electron transport, cytochrome c to oxygen. Lineage: Eukaryota; Metazoa; Chordata; Actinopteri; Perciformes; Nototheniidae.
UCCAGCCUCUCUCCCGCCCACUAGUUGCUUUCUGCUGAGUGUUGGUGGCGAUAAAAAGAGCAAAGAGGAGACGGGAGACGGCCUAAACCAAACUUUUUUCUGUCGUUGCACUUUGGUUGUUGCAUCUUCUAACCGUGCACUUUCACCCUCAAACGACAACCAUGCUCCAUCUGACUGCAGGGCACGUGGGAAGCCUGGUGGCCAGGCGCGCGACUGUUGCCUUGACUACCAGCAGCGCAAGGAUGGCUAGCCAUGGUCACGAGGUGUCAGAGGCAGUGGACAUGUCUAAGCCGAUGUACUGGGACCGUCGGGAAAUACCCCUUCCUGAUAAACGCUACAAAGACAUCCUGACCCCUGCUGACAAGAGCCUGAAGGAGAAGGAGAAGGGACCCUGGGGCCAGCUGAGCAACGAGGAGAAGCUGGCCUUGUAUCGGCUCUCCUUCUGUCAGACCUACCCAGAGAUGAACCAGUCGUCAUCAGAGUGGAAGACUGUGGUGGCCGGGGUGUUGUACUGCAUAGGCCUGACCGGCCUGGUGAUCAUUUGGCAGACAGCCUACGUGUCCCCUCCAGCCCACAUCCCUUCCCUCUCUCCAGCGACGGAUUCUUUUUAA